This is a messenger RNA of Pseudopipra pipra, 3072 nucleotides long. RefSeq names its product ubiquitin-associated protein 2-like. Gene Ontology annotation, molecular function: ATP binding; magnesium ion binding; ATPase-coupled intramembrane lipid carrier activity. Gene Ontology annotation, biological process: Golgi organization; phospholipid translocation; hematopoietic stem cell homeostasis. The transcript has 18 exons. Gene Ontology annotation, cellular component: plasma membrane; cytoplasm; nucleus. The record is from RefSeq and is a predicted model, not a curated record. Bases 181 to 2565 code for a protein of 794 amino acids. Lineage: Eukaryota; Metazoa; Chordata; Aves; Passeriformes; Pipridae.
CACUGGUGCUGGCUUACAAAGACCUGGAGGAGAGCUACUACAGGGACUGGUCUGAGCGUCUGCGCUGGGCUGGCAGUGCCUCCGAGGCCCGUGAGGAUCGCCUGGCUCGGCUCUACGACGAGGUGGAGCACGAUAUGAUGGAUCGAUCUUGCAGUCCUGCUAGGAAAGACACCGUCUUCUAUGGAGAACGAGUCAACGAACCUGGAGUCAUCCCAGACUCCUUCUCUGGCCCAGCCACUGGUGUUCAGCAAUUCCAAGCAGACUGCUCUGUCCCAGCCUGCCUCUGGAAACUCCUUCUCUCACCACAGCAUGGUGAGCAUGCUGGGGAAAGGGUUUGGAGAUGUCGGGGAGGCCAAAGGCAGCAGUACCACAGGGUCUCAGUUUCUGGAGCAGUUCAAGACAGCCCAGGCGUUGGCUCAGCUGGCAGCUCAGCACACCCAGCCUGCUGGGAGCACCACUGCUGCUUCCUGGGACAUGGGAUCCACCACGCAGACCUCGUCUCUGGUGCAGUACGAUCUCAAGAACCCAACAGAUUCUUCCGUGCAUAGUCCCUUCACUAAGCGACAGGCCUUCACGUCAACCUCGACCAUGAUAGAAGUGUUUAUGCAGGAGAAACAGCCUGUGGUGACGGCCUCCACAACCACACCGGCACCCCCAUCCUCUCCACUGCCCAGCAAAACCAAUCCUGUGCCCCAGAUGUCCCCAGGGUCCUCGGAUAACCAGUCCUCAAGUCCCCAGCCAGCACAGCAGAAGCUGAAGCAGCAGAAGAAAAAAGCAUCAUUAACAUCAAAGAUUCCUGCACUUGCGGUGGAAAUGCCUGGCUCAGCGGAUAUCUCAGGGCUAAACCUGCAGUUUGGGGCGUUGCAGUUUGGUUCGGAGCCUGUUCUCGCUGAGUACGAGUCGACGCCCACAACCAGUGCUGCCGUUAGCCAGUCUCAGAGCAGCCUGUACACCAGCACGGCCAGUGAAUCUUCAUCCACGAUUUCAUCCAAUCAAAGCCAGGAGUCUGGUUACCAGAGCGGCACAAUACAGACAGCAACAUUUACCUCCCAGAACAGCGCUCAGGGACCACUGUAUGAACAGAGAUCCACCCAGACGAGGCGAUACCCAAAUUCCAUCUCCUCCUCGCCCCAAAAAGAUCUGACCCAGGCUAAGAAUGGUUUCAGUUCUGUACAGCCCACGCCGUUACAAACCACACAGGCCGUUGAAGGUGCUACAGGCCCCGCAGUGAAAUCCGAUUCCCCCUCUGCUCCCAGUAUCACACCUCUCAGUGAUGGGGUGUCUGCGUCGUCCUUGCUGACAACAGCCAGCCAACACUCGACAGCUCUGAGCAGCCUGAGCCACAGCGAGGAGCUCCCCAGUACAACCACUGCCCAGCUCAGCAGUGCGUUGCCCACCCAGCAGAACAGUCUGUCCUCAUCCACAUCCUCUGGGCGAACAUCAACUUCAACUCUCCUGCACACGAGUGUGGAGAGUGAAGCGAGCCUCCAUUCUUCUGCUAGCACUUUCUCCACCUCCUCCAGCACGGUGUCGGCCGCGCCACCGGUGGUCAGUGUUUCAUCCAGCCUCAGCAGCGUCAGCAGCCUGGGCCUCAGCCUCAGCAGCAACUCCACGGUGACGGCCUCCACUCGAAGCUCCGUCGCAACAACAUCAGGAAAAGCCCCUCCUAAUCUCCCUCCUGGAGUCCCACCGUUGUUGCCUAAUCCAUACAUCAUGGCUCCAGGGUUGCUACAUGCCUAUCCACCACAGGUGUACGGAUACGAUGACUUGCAAAUGCUCCAGACGAGAUUCCCAUUGGAUUACUACAGCAUCCCAUUCCCCACGCCCACCACCCCGCUGACUGGAAGAGAUGGCAGCCUGAGCAGCAAUCCGUACUCUGGUGACUUAACAAAAUUUGGCCGAGGUGAUGCCUCUUCUCCUGCUCCUGCAACAACUCUGGCACAGCCUCAGCAGAGCCAGACCCAGACCCAUCACACCACGCAGCAGACGUUCCUGAACCCGGCGCUGCCUCCUGGCUACAGUUACACCAGUCUGCCGUACUACACAGGGGUACCAGGGCUCCCAAGCACCUUCCAGUAUGGGCCCGCCGUGUUCCCUGUUGCUCCUACCUCUUCCAAGCAGCAUGGUGUGAAUGUCAGCGUCAACGCAUCAGCGACCCCUUUCCAACAGCCCAGUGGCUACGGCUCUCACGGGUACAGCACUGGUGUAUCCGUGACAUCCAGUAAUACAGGCGUGCCGGACAUCUCGGGCUCUGUCUACUCCAAAACUCAGCAAUCCUUCGAGAAGCAGGGAUUUCACACUGGAACCCCGGCAGCCUCCUUCAACCUGCCUUCGGCACUGGGCAGUGGUGGACCCAUCAACCCUGCGACGGCGGCGGCGUAUCCCCCCACCCCCUUCAUGCACAUCCUGACCCCGCAUCAGCAGCCGCACUCGCAGAUCCUCCACCACCACCUGCAGCAGGAUGGGCAGAGCGGCUCCGGGCAGCGCAGCCAAGGCAGCUCCAUCCCCCAGAAAUCCCAGGCCAACAAAUCCGCCUACAACAGCUACAGCUGGGGUGCCAACUGAGGCCGGGCCCCCCCCACCACCACUUUGCUUCCAGAAGAGAAUCCCAGCUACCCCGAUGAUGCCGAAGGAUCCCAGGGAGGAGAGAGCCCUGUGGUGGGGAGCGCCCAGGCCCCCAACCCCGGCAGGGCCCCGCAGGGCAGGCCGCAGGCGCCUCUGCGUUGUCUGUCUUCAGCCACUUUCCUGUUGUAUGUAAUAUAGAAUUUGUAUUUUUUCUUUUUUUUUUUUCCUUUUUUUUCUCUCUGCAUUCAGAUCUGAACCGUUUGCCGUAGGGGCCUUUUUUGGUUUUUACUCCUUUCUGUCCCCUCUCCCCUCCUGCUGCCCCAGAACCUCUCAGAUCCAAAGGAGUGGAAGCUGUGAGUCGCCUACAGCAAACCCCCUUAUUAUUAGGAAUAAGACCAGUAAUUGAUAUGAGCAGCAUUGUAAGAUUAAUUAGUUGAAGUGUUUUUUUUGUACCGUGUUCUAAAUUUAAUGGAUAAAUGUGUCUUGUAUAUAAAAACAAAAACCCCA